CGCGUGUGUUUGUUGCACGGGGAGGGUGAGGAGUUGAAAGCGCCGUCCAACACGUGAGGCUCAUGUGACGGUGUCGAGUCUGUGUCUCCAGCCGAAGAGAGACGUGCCUGCAGUCACAGGGUUUAUUUAACACGUAGUCAAAACCCACCCAGCUCCCUCACACACUCAGCCGCGCGCGGAUCCUCCCCAGACCGACGAGCGAGUCCGGACCUUUCGGGUGGCAACACUGCGCACUGCCCCAAAGACUCGCAGCUCACAGCGGGGGAAACGCACACGCACGCUGGAUAACAGGAGAUACUAUUUUUUUUCUUCGUUUUUCUAUUUUUGUGCGCGUGUGAUUUUUUUUUAAAUUAUUCCCCCCACCCUCCCCCCUCCUCAGUUUCGAAGUGCGUUUCCAAGAGAUAUACAUUUGGAACAUUUUUUGGAGGCUUUUUCGUUUCUUCUUCUCCCCCCCCCCCCCCUUCCCUUCCCCUCCCCGUCCCCCUCCUCAACCCCCCCCCCCCCGAAAUUUCUUCGGGUUUCACGGUUGAGCAACAUGGAGAGGAUUACCAGCGCGCAACCGUCACUGGAUAUAGCUGACAUGCAAGGAAUCGAUUUUUCCAUGUAUGUGUACAAACCCAGGAGGGGCGUGAAGCGCGGGGAUGACAGCAAGGAGACUUACAAGUUGCCCCACCGGCUGAUCGAAAAGAAAAGACGCGACAGGAUCAACGAAUGCAUCGCCCAGCUGAAGGAUCUGUUGCCAGAGCACCUCAAGCUCACAACGCUGGGUCAUUUGGAGAAAGCCGUGGUGCUGGAGCUCACCCUGAAGCACGUGAAAGCCCUGAGCGGCAUCCUGGAGCAGCAACAGCAGAAGAUCAUGGCGCUACAGAACGACCUGCAGAUUGGUGAUCACGGAGGCGGCGGCGCGGAAAGCGGUGAGGAGAUGUUCCGCUCCGGUUUCCACUUGUGUGCGAAGGAGGUCCUCCACUAUCUGGCCAGCCAAGAAAGCAGCAGGGACCUGACCCCCUCCCACGUCAUCAGCCACAUCCAAAAGGUCGCGGCGGAAGUCCUGCAUCACCAGAGCAGUCCGGACGAGUCCGCCCCUCAAGCGUCGGAGAACCCGAAGAAGCAGCACGCCGGGGAGCCCAAGCGGGCGUCCGAGGGCUCCGCCAAGAACUGUGUCCCCGUCAUUCAAAGGACUUACCCCCACGUGGCGGGGGAGCUGAGCGGCAGCGACACGGACACCGACAGCGGAUACGGUGGGGAGCAUGACAAGCGCGACGCCAAAGCCCAGUGGUCAGAGAGCCACGCAAAGGAGGGGGAGCGCAGGCGGGCCGCAUCCGAGGCGGCCGGCGCCAUCAAGCAGGAGGGCGAUGAGCCCCGGGCCAAGAAGUCGAGGCCCGACACCUCGGAGGACGAGGUUCUCUCCGGUCACGUGGCGGGAGGCCCCGGCGGCUACAUGAGCUUCAGCCCCAACCAGCCCCCAUUCUGCCUCCCCUUCUACCUCCUCCCCCCUGCGGCCGCAGCUGCAGCGGCCUACCUGCCCAUGCUGGAGAAGCACUGGUACCACGGGGGCAUGCCGGUUAUGUACCCGGGCAUGGGAUGCUCUGCGGCGAGCAUGACCCCGGAGACAGCUGCCUCAUCUCUGGUGAUGUCCCCGAGGGCGGGGUCUCCAGCGUCCUACCAGAACCCCAUGGACUCCCCUGCUCUGCACAAAGCUUUAAAGCAGGUCCCCCCAUUGAACCUGGAAACCAAAGACUGAUCACAUGUGUUUCUGUUGGAAUCUUGCCCUCUGAAUGUUGAUGCGGUUGAAAAAAGGGUGAAAAAAACAACAACAACAAAACAAAAACCUCAGAAACAAGCUCUGGUAUCCUUUAAAACCACAGCCGUUGUUCGGCCCAUCAGAACAUUGCCCCCCCCCCCCCCCCCCCGGCGACGACCACAAGAGAGUCACUGUCGCCUAUCAUCGGCCCCUCGCACACUGAAACCAAACUUUUAGGGCCCCCCCCCCCCGGUCCCCCAGCCGCACAGCUCUGAAACACUGUGAAGAAGAUCAGUUGAAAAGACGAUGAGCGCAAGAAGUCACGAGAGGUGUUUUUAUUCCGUUGUUUUUGUUGUUUUUCAGUGAGCUUCUCUGCACUCGGUGUUGAAUGUCCGAGGUGAACACAGAAUGUAAGACUCCGAGAAGCCCCCCCCCCCUCCCCCCUCCCCUACCCCCGAAGCUGAUUUGGACCUACUUAGUUUUGCACACCACUCUGUAUUGAAUGUAAAGAUUGAACAAAAAGCCCCCUGGAGAUGCUGCUCGAAUAUUUUUUUGACCUGCUGUUGAUCCGUGAACGGAGGAUCCAUUUUUAAGCGUUGGUCGCUCCAGCAGCUGCAGCGAACCGACGUUGAGGCAAGAAUGUUACCAAAAAAAAACAAAAAAAAAAACAGAAAAUGUUGAUGAGAGACGUCACAAAGGACACUCGAGGCCACGAUCCCUCAAUUACCUCGCAGCCGAGAUGAACUGUGUUCCCGGCGUCCCAAGAAUUCAGGGUGUUGUCACGGUACGAGGUGUGCGUCGUCUAUUUAAAAAAAAAAAAAAAGAAAAAAAAAAAGAAGAAGAAAAAAAAAAA
Messenger RNA from Cyclopterus lumpus (lumpfish), 2594 nucleotides. RefSeq names its product basic helix-loop-helix family, member e40 (gene bhlhe40). The transcript is spliced from 5 exons. The coding region runs from base 536 to 1741 and encodes 401 amino acids. Gene Ontology annotation, cellular component: nucleus. Gene Ontology annotation, molecular function: protein dimerization activity; RNA polymerase II cis-regulatory region sequence-specific DNA binding; DNA-binding transcription factor activity, RNA polymerase II-specific. Gene Ontology annotation, biological process: anterior/posterior pattern specification; regulation of transcription by RNA polymerase II; regulation of neurogenesis. The record is from RefSeq and is a predicted model, not a curated record. NCBI's taxonomy places the organism in Eukaryota, Metazoa, Chordata, Actinopteri, Perciformes, Cyclopteridae.